Prunus armeniaca (apricot) is the source of this 207-nucleotide messenger RNA. The record is from the annotation of a GenBank genome assembly. NCBI's taxonomy places the organism in Eukaryota, Viridiplantae, Streptophyta, Magnoliopsida, Rosales, Rosaceae.
AUGUCAGAGAUGUCAUCAGGAGUUGUUUAUGAGAUUGCAUACAUGGCCAAAGACCAAUGGAUAGAGCUUGUUGGUAGCCGUUUUGAGGCCAAGGAAGGAGAGGCUGGAGAAGUUUGCUUUGAUCUUUAUGAACAUGGUGGACACUGGAAAAGUGGGCUAAUCGUCAAAGGCACUCAACAAAGUUGCGUGAAAAUUCAGGAAAUCUAG